Molecule: messenger RNA, 565 nt
Organism: Choloepus didactylus (southern two-toed sloth)
Lineage: Eukaryota; Metazoa; Chordata; Mammalia; Pilosa; Megalonychidae
Product: high affinity copper uptake protein 1-like
Exons: 2
Coding region: 1-453 (150 amino acids)
Biological process (GO): copper ion transmembrane transport
Cellular component (GO): membrane
Molecular function (GO): copper ion transmembrane transporter activity
Source: RefSeq, a predicted model, not a curated record
AUGAGCUAUAUGGACAUCAACAAUACCACGUCACCCUCCCACCAUCAUCCGACCAUGUCAGCUUCACACUCCCACGGCGGAGGAAAUGGCAACAUGAUAAUGAUGCCUAUGACCUUCUACUUUUGCCUUAAGAAUGUGGAAGUAUUGUUUUCUGGUUUGGUGACCAAUACAGCUGGAGAAAUAACUGGAACUUUUGUGGCAGUGUUUUUACUAGCAAUGUUCUCUGGAGGACUCAGGAUAGCCCAAGAGAGCCUGUUGCACAAGUCACAAGUCAGCAUCCACUACAAAUCCAUGCCUGUCCCAGGGCCAAACGGAACCAUCCUUAUGGAGAGACACAAAACUGUUGGGCAGCAGAUGCUGAGCUUUCCUCACCUCCUGCAAACAGUGCUGCAUAUUAUCCAGGUGGUCAUCAGCUACUUCCUCACGCUCCUCUUCAUGACCUACAAUGGGUAGCUCUGCAUUGCUGUGGCAGCAGGAGCUGGCACGGGCUAGUUUCUCUUCCUCUGGAAGAAGGCAGUGGGAGUAGACAUCACUGAGCACUGCCAUUAACAUCAGACUCUACGGU